Ailuropoda melanoleuca (giant panda) is the source of this 785-nucleotide messenger RNA. It is a transcript of the gene UCN, whose product is annotated as urocortin. Gene Ontology annotation, biological process: negative regulation of feeding behavior. Lineage: Eukaryota; Metazoa; Chordata; Mammalia; Carnivora; Ursidae. The transcript has 2 exons. Gene Ontology annotation, cellular component: extracellular region. Gene Ontology annotation, molecular function: hormone activity. The record is from RefSeq and is a predicted model, not a curated record. Bases 355 to 735 code for a protein of 126 amino acids.
GUAAGGGACUUUCUUGGUCCCAGAGCAAUGGUUAUGCCCCAGCGGCUUCUAGCUCUCUUAAGGCAGGGGCCACUUGCAGAGCUGGCCCCAGGACCCAGAGUCUAGGGUUCUGAGGUUGCCCCCUCUGGGUCUCGCAAGUGGCCCGGCUCAAGGCUGCGGCUGUCAUUGCUUCUACAAUCAGUGCAUGUUCCUUGCUGACGUCAGUUGGAGCUGUCCUGGAGCUAUAUAAGGCUGGCGGCAGUCCCGGGACAGACCCCGUGUUCCCCGCGACGCCAGCAGCCCGCCCGAGGGACAGAGUCUGGAGCCUGGUCCUGCAGAGGGCAGACACUCUCCCGCAACCUGGCCGGCGGCACCAUGAAGCAGGGAGGACGCGCAGCGCUGCUGGUGGCGUUGCUGCUCCUGGCACAGCUGCACCCGGGCAGCGGCCAGUGGAGCCCGGAGACGGCGGCAGCCCGGGUCCGGGACCCGAGUCUGCGCUGGAGCCCGGGCGCGCUGAGCCAGGACGGCGGGGCCCGCGCGCUGCUCUUGCUGCUGGCCGAGCGCUUCCCACGCCGCGCGGGGCCCGGCCGGUGGGGUUCCCGGACCGCGGGCGAGCGGCCGAGACGGGACGACCCUCCGCUCUCCAUUGAUCUCACCUUCCACCUGCUGCGGACCCUGCUGGAGCUGGCGCGGACACAGAGCCAGCGGGAGCGCGCCGAGCAGAACCGCAUCAUAUUCGAGUCGGUGGGCAAGUAAUCGGCGGGGUCUGCAGCCACGAGAACCUCGACCCCCGUCCCCCAAACCCG